CCAUGGCAGCCUUGCGCUACGCAGGCCUGGACGACACGGACAGCGAAGACGAGCUGCCUCCGGGCUGGGAGGAGAGAACCACCAAGGACGGCUGGGUUUACUAUGCCAAUCACACUGAGGAGAAGACCCAAUGGGAGCAUCCGAAAACUGGAAAAAGAAAGAGAGUAGCAGGAGACUUGCCGUAUGGAUGGGAACAAGAAACUGAUGAGAAUGGACAAGUGUUUUUUGUCGAUCAUAUAAAUAAAAGAACCACAUAUUUGGACCCACGACUGGCAUUUACUGUGGAUGAUAAUCCGACCAAGCCAACCACCAGACAGAGGUAUGAUGGCAGCACCACCGCCAUGGAAAUACUCCAGGGCCGGGAUUUCACGGGAAAAGUGGUCAUUGUCACUGGAGCCAAUUCAGGAAUCGGAUUUGAAACUGCCAAGUCUUUUGCCCUCCAUGGUGCACAUGUGAUCCUGGCCUGUAGGAAUAUGACAAGAGCCAAUGAAGCAGUGUCACGCAUUUUAGAAGAAUGGCAUAAAGCCAAGGUGGAAGCAAUGACCCUGGACCUCGCUCAGCUCUGUAGCGUGCAGCAUUUUGCCGAAGCAUUCAAGGCCAAGAAUGUACCUCUUCAUGUGCUUGUGUGCAACGCAGCGGCUUUUGCUUUGCCCUGGAGCCUCACAAGAGACGGCCUGGAGACCACCUUCCAGGUGAACCACCUGGGACACUUCUACCUUGUCCAGCUCCUUCAGGACGUCCUGUGUCACUCGGCUCCUGCCCGUGUCAUCGUUGUCUCCUCGGAGUCCCAUCGGUUUACAGAUAUUAACGAUUCCUCGGGAAAACUUGACUUUAGCCGCCUUUCUCCAUCUAAAAAUGACUAUUGGGCCAUGCUGGCAUAUAACCGGUCCAAACUCUGCAAUGUCCUGUUCUCCAACGAGCUACACCGUCGCCUGUCCCCCCGUGGGGUCACGUCCAAUGCCCUGCAUCCUGGGAACAUGAUGUACUCUUCCCUUCAUCGCAACUGGUGGGUGUACACAGUGCUCUUUACCCUGGCGCGACCCUUCACCAAGUCCAUGGACUUUAUGAAGAGAGUAAAGCAGUCAAUUGAAAAUUAUCUGUACCCCCAACCUCCACCAAAGUCAUCAUCAUCACAUAAGUUCCAAUACUUUUGUUGUAGAAACCCAUGUACUUGGAACUUUACCACCCAUACACCAAGCAUGAUGUCCUUCUCCAGGGACUGGUAACACAUCCAAAGUACAUGAGAUAAAGUCUCACCGUCCUCACUUCUAAGGAGCAUACUGGAUAUACUUCUUCCAAGACAGAUUUGUUCAUUCUUCUGGCAGUCCAUGGUAUAUUCAGUAUUCUUUGCCAACACCAUAAUUCAAAGACAUCAAUUCUUCUUCAAUCUUCCUUAUUCAUUGUCCAGCUUUUGCGUGCAUAUGAGGCGAUUGAAAUACCAUGGCUUGGGUCAGGCACACCUUAGUCCUCAAAGUGACAUCUUUGCUUUUUAACCCUUUAAAGAGGUCUUGCACAGCAGAUUUUCCCAAUGCAAUGUGUCAUCUGAUUCCUUGACUCCUCCUUCUGUGGUUGUUGAUUAUGGAUCUAAGUAAAAUGAAAUCCUUCAACUUCAGUAUUUUCUCUGUCAUGAUGUUGUUUAUUGGUCCAUUUAUGAGGAUUUUUGUUUUCUUUAUGUUGAGGUGUAACUCAUCUCAUAGUAUUAUUAAUUUUAUUACUAAUGAUAAUAAUAGCUGAUUCUGACUGAGGUCUAUGGGAUCAGCUCCAUCAAGAAAGCACUACAUACAUUAUCUCAACCAAUCCUCAGGCCUGGGAGGAUUUUCCUCUCAUGAUGCUCAGAAUCAAGUUACUUGUCUAAGCUCCAUGUCACAUAAUCUAAAUUUACGUCUCUCUUUUCUUUAUCUGGACCUAACAUUAUCAGGGCUUCCAAAUCUGAGAAUUUCUGCGUUGUCUAUCCUGUCUGUUCUAAGAAUACAGAACGGAUGGUUAAUUUUGUUACCUAUGGUAAAAAAGAGUAAUCUUCUGAUUGAACCCAGGGCAGAAAAGAGGUCUUUAGUCAAAAGUGGAUACGUGGUCUCGGUGAUACUUCCUACACAAUUUUAUUAAGUUCAGUCAUAGUUGUAGUAGGCUGUUCCUGUUUAUCAUUCCAAUUCAACUUAAUAAGUCACCUGAGGUCUAAUACUAAGCUCUGUGGUGGAGAAGUUUAAGUAUAAACACAGUGGUGUUAGUAACAACAGCAGGAACAGUAACCACAACAACAGACAGAUCUUGAGUAAUUGCUGUGUUGACCGGGUUCUUUGCUAAUCGCUUAUGGGCAUUAGUAUAUUUCAUUCCCUUACCAACUCCAUGUGACUGAGAUACCUUUACUGUAUUAACCUGCCAAGAUUAAACAGAGAACAAGUGGUAGAUUCAAGAAUUUGCAUCCAGGCAGUUGACUCUGGAAUCUUUGCUCUUAUGUAUUGUGCUCUACUGCCUACCUAUACAAGAUCACCAUUGUACACCAUUGUACAAGAUCUUGUUUAAAAGCUAUCACUGUCUUCUAAUACCCUUCAUUACUUUUUAAAAUUAUUAUUCCCUCAUUACUCUUAAGCAGCUUUAUUUAUCAUCUUAUGUGAGGAUCCUAAAGAUACAGUGUAUGCCAAUGUUUUUGCAAUCCGGUCUGCACAGUUGAUUUUUCAUAUAUCAAUGUCUACUUGUCUGCUAAAGUGAUAGCGAUAAUGAUAAUGAUGACUGAAAACUACAGACUACCUGACACAUAGGUUAACGUACUGUUUUCAUCCUUCUCACACUUUUUGAAAGAAAGAGCUGAGGGGUACCAUAUCAGUCAGGAUAGACAAGGUAUGCUGCAGUAACAAACGGUCUCACAAUUUCUACAGCUUAUAAAAACCAAGAUGAGUCUUUGUACACGCUGUAGGCCCAUCAAGAGCUUGCUCUACCUUUUGUCUUCUCUCCAGGACCCAGGUCAGCAGCACAGCUUCCACCUGGAACAUUGGUGGACUCCCUUCAUGGGGAAAUAGACAUGGCAUACUAUGUGCUGGCUCUUAAAAUCUCUUCCCAGAAGUGAUACCUGUCAUUUCAGCCUCAUUUCAUCGACCAAAGGAAGUCACUUGGUCACUUCUAGGCAAAGAUGUAUGCUCUUCCCAUGGAGUGAAGAAUUAAAUAAUUGUCCACGAUAGUAUUAUCUCCCAUGGGGGCUAAUGGGAAGUUUUCUUCCUUGCUCCUCUUUCCUGCCGUGCUUGCCAGAAUCCUAAAGACACAGCUGCCAACAGUUUUCUGAACCUGUGCGUGACUCUCCCUGACUCCAGAGGACCUGGGGGAUCUACUCUCUGCUCCCCCACCCUGGGCUCCUUACCAGUCACAUAAAUUCACAGCAAGGCACUACUGUUUCCAGAUUCCCUGCCCUCAUUAAAUACCAGCCCGGCCUGAAAAUAGUCCCAGUUUUACUCAGAACGCAAAGAACACCCAGGUCAAGGGUUUGAUUAGACUUGUUUCACAUCUCCGAAACCCUCCUUUGUCUUUCAACAAAAGUUGAGAGAAAUGCAGAGAGAGAAAGUGUGACCUAUUUUUUUAUUAUCAGCACCAUUUCAUCUGCAAAACACAACUCUUUUCUUCUUAUUAUGAUGAACACGAAAAUAAAAUGUUUUCCAAAAGACCUGGCUUUGGCUGUCGACAGGAAGGCCAGGGACUUUUUCAAAACUCUGAUGAACUCUAUGAGCAAAUGAUCCCAAUAUUUUAAAACCAUAAUUGACUUAAAACCAUACUCACUGUCCAUGGAUAAUAUGUGGUACUUUCCUACAAAUAUCAGCAGCCAGGUAGGACAAAACCAGCUCCCAAACUAGCUGUUUGCUUGAUAUUAAGCUUUGCCAGUCCAAUAUAGGUCACGUUUCCAACCAGAUUUUGUGCUUAUCUCUACAUUACACCUUGUAGCAAGGGGGAAAAAAAGAGCUUCUUGACAUCUUUUUGAAGAAUGGCGCUCUUUAAAAAAACAUAAGGGAACUUUUUUUUCAAACACUAUAAUGAGGGUAUUCAAGUCUGCAGGCAAAACAGAGCUGUUUGAAAAGACAUUAGCCUCAAAACCUCACUGUGCCAGAAUAGAUACAGCUACAUCGAAAUGCCACAUUUGUCUUGCCAUUACUUUUCACUGACUAAAAUCGUUUGUUAAUGAAAGUUCUAGCUGACAUAAUUUCAGCACCUACUGAUGGAGACAAGAUGAGUUUACUGACCAUGAGAAAUACAGUAAAAUUGGGAGAGCAAGUAUAAUUCUGAACCACUUAAACACCAAAAUAAUAGUAACAGUGGCUCUUAAUAUAAUUGAAAAAGAAGUUACCGUCUUUGCAGAGCUUUCACAGCCGUUAAUUGAGUCUCUUAAUAACUUUGUCACUUAGGCUGAGCAGCUCACUGGAGUCAUCAGUGUACUGAUGAGGAAACUGGGUCUUGUGUUAGAUGGAAUCUGGAUGUCUACAGAUCACGAAGGUAGAGAGAGGGACGGACUUCCAGCUGACUCUUUCUGAAUAUUGACUGCUACAGUAAGCAGAGUGCAUGGCUGAAGUUUUAGUAGGGUGUUGGUGGUAUUGUGUGCCAUUGAGUCAAUUUUAGUAGGGCACACUGGGACAAAGUCUUAGUGACCAACUGCAAGUUAGAGGGCACAGACCUUAAGACCACUCUCAGUUCUGACACCAACUGCAUGUUCAGGGGAUUCCCAGAGCCACUCUCAGUUUCCAUAAUUGUCUGGAAGUACUUGCAGAAGUCCCUAAGAGCUAUCUUAAAAAAAAACAAAACAAAAAACCCAUCAUAUGGUUAGGGUUUAUUACAAGGAAAGGAUACAAAUUAGUAUCAAUCAAGAGAAGAAGUGCAGAGGGCAGAGUCCAGAGGGUUUCUAAUGCAGAGUUUCUGUUCUGCUCUCCUCCUGGAGCCCUGGAUGCAUUAUUCUAGUAUGUGACGAUACACACAGAAUGUUGCUAACCAGGAAAGCUUGCCUGAGCCUCUGUGUCCAGAGUUUCUACUGGCGCUCCAUUACAUGGGCCUGACUGAUUGCCCACAUGGUUGAUGCCAGCCUCCAGGUUGACUGAUACGUCAUGACGCAAAGCACUCACCCUAAGACACAUUGUUGAUCUUUCUGGUGUGGCCAGCCGCACCCUAAGACUAUAUGAGUUUGGCCAGUCCCCAACCUAAGCCACAUGGUUAGACUCUCCGGUAUGACCCAAGACCCCCAGGCAAACAAAGACAUUCCUAUCAUGUAUAACAUCCCUAGGGCCUAGUGAUCACCUCUCAGAAGCCAAAUACGAAGGCCAGAUCUUCUCUUUGGGCAAAGCCAGAUUCUUUACUACGCAACUGGGUUUCUGCAUGUAUUUAGUGAAUCUUUGAUUGGAAAGGCUCUUACAGGUAACAGAUUCCAGUCUUCCCAUUUUACAGAGGCAGAAGCUCACAAGUUUGACCCAAGCUCUCAAGCUGGCGAGGCAGUGAUGGAAAUGGAACUUGAGUACUCCAAUCCAGGGCUGCCAUCACUGAGUAAUAUGGCCUGUGUUCAAUAAGGGCUUAUUAAUUGGAAUGAAAGCAAGAACUUAACACUAAGGUUUUAUUUGGCUAGAAAUAUAAAAAUCUGUAGAGAAAAAUACUGUACAUUCAAGAGUCAUAAUUCUCUUUCUCUUCCUUUCUGUCCUUCUCACCCUCCCACAUGGUCCACCUGCCAAAAUACCAUCAUCAUAAUCGUUUCUAGUUCAGACCAUUCCAAAAAUAGAAUUAUCGUGUUCUUCUAUGUGAGUCCUUGAUCCCCCCUACUAUUUUUCUUGACUUAGCUUCCCUAAUCUCUAGCUUGUAUUUUAUUUUUAAAUGUGUGGGAGGCAGAAUAUAAGCUGUUCUCAGAAAAUAGCUUGAGAAAUUCUGCAUAUGUGUGUGUAUAUAUAUGCACACAUAUACACACACAGAUGCAUAUAUUUUAUACGUAUAUAUAUAUGUAUAUAAAACUUUAAAUUCCUCAUGAGUUAUCAGCUUUUACCUAGAUAUCUCUUGAGAGGGGGGGAAUGUUUCACUUUUCCAUGAAGCAGGUAGUUUAUUGUUUUUCCCUAUCGGGCAAAAUCCGUCAUGUGAACUUUAUUCGCCCAGAAUAAUAAAUUAUUUUCUACUUCAGAAAUGUCAGAGGGAGAACUCAAGGGGUUUCAUAAAUGGUGGCUGAUUGAUAAAGAUUAUUAAUUCACAGGUAAGUAUCUGGUUAGAAGUGGGGAAGUGCUGGGUGGCAGAGGACAAAUACCUGGAUGGUCUUUCAAGGGAGGUUGGUGCUCCUGUGCCUUGUGAAGGGGUUUUGACUUGAAGCUACAAAUUUAGAGGCAAAGCUUUCUAAUGUGGCUGGACAAAUUUUAUGACAGUUUAACACUUGCAGGGCUUUUUUUUUUUUUUUAAUGUUUGCUUUUGUGGGGAUUGAUUUAAAAAGUUUGUUUAAAAAAAAUGGAACUUGCUCACAUCAUUUCUGUCAAGAAAUAUUUAUUGCUGAAUCAGGGUAAUAGCAUAAUGGGAAGCUUUGGCAUCAAAAUAUCUCCCUUAAAACUUGCCUUUGCUAAACCAAAUCAAACCAAACGCACUGCCAUUGAGUCGAUUCUGACUCAUAACAACCCUAUAGCACAGAGUAGAUCUGCAGCAUAUGGUUUCCAAGGCAGUAAUCUUUAUGGAAGCAGACUGCCACGCCUUUCUCCCGAGGAGCUGCUGGUGAGUUCUAACCACUGGCCUUUUGGUUAGCUGAACUCUUAUUCAUCUAGGAGGCCCUGGGUAGCACAAGUGGUUAAGUGCUCCACUACUAACCCAAAGGUUGGUGGUUCGAACCCACCCAGAGGCACCUUGGGAGACAGGCCUGGUGAUCUUCUGAAAAGUCACAGCCUUGAAAAUUCUGUGGAGCAGUUCUACUCUGCACAAAGGGGAUCACCAUGAGUCAAAACGGACUCAGUGGCAACUAACAACAACAUUAUUCAUCCAACAGUUACUGUAUUUUACUCAAAUAACGCACACCUUCCACAUUUGUUUGCCAACCAUGCCUCACCCCACCCCUGUGAGGUAUUUUUGUAAGCGUGCUAUGCUUUCUUUUUUUUUUUUUACAGGAACAUGCAAAAAAAAAAAAAAAGAAAUUGGCAUAGCGGCACUUACAAAAAUACCUCCCUGGGGGGAGGGUGCAGAUGGCAAACAAACAUAGAAGACGUGUAUUAUUUGCAUAAAAAUAUGGUAUUAAUUGAUUUCAACGACAUAUGAGUCAGUAACUGUUUAUGUCUUUAAUAAGCUUAGGUUCUGAACAUUUUUGUAGGAUUCGCUAUUUGAUGUAGUCAGUUUAAGUGUUCCUUUAAUACUUUAUGUGCAUCUCAUUUAGACUGCUUUAGUGCGAUGUGCCCAAGUUGGUGGGUGGACAUGUGUCUGAAUGUGUCUAUUCCCUCACUAGACUCUCUAGCACACAGUGGGCUCUCAAUUAAUGUUUACCUUAAUUUUAAAAAGGGUGAGAACAUUGUUCAUUUAUAUUUUAUAUAAAACGUGCUCAUUGGCUAAGCCUUGUGCAAACCAUGUGACCAAGGCUGAUCAUUACAGCCACUGGGUGGCAGCAUACCUGAAUUGAGAAAACAACCCCUCAACUGCUCAGACCAUAAACAGAAAGUUCUAAAAUGUCAUCAAAAUGAGAUCCACACUUCUCAAUUAUUAUUUGAAAGGACAGAUCUCAGGGGAAUUUUGUCAAUGAAGUCUAGGGCAAUAAUUGCACUCCUUAGUGUUAAGAAAUGUCCUCACACUUUUGAAGUAUCCUGCUUUAAGUUUUCAGCAUCUUAACCAGGAAAUCACUUGUAUGUGUUGUUUCUCUGCCUAUUUCCACUAGGGAGCCAUAACUAUAAAACAGAAGGAAUAAUAUUAUAGGGAGGAGACACAUAUUUUUUAAUAUAUUCUUGCUUCACCUAACUGUAAAGAACUCUUUCUCAAUGAGAAACAGGCUUUCACAUGUGUUCUUUGCCAGAGAUUUUAGAAGAGAAGGCUCACCUUCGAGAGCUUUGGUAAUAUUUUGUUUCUCUAAGAGGGUGAAGAUGCUGUUGUUCACUUUAUCAGAGUGAUGCUUUGGCCAAAUAUAAAGCAGUGGCUGCAACAGUGGGCUCAUGCAUAACAACAAUCAUGAGGAUGGUGUAGAACCGGGCAGUGUUUCAUUGUCGCUAUUGAGUCAGAACCAACUCGAUGGCACCUAACAACAACAACAAAAGCAGGGCUUGGAGGAAGGAAGGCAGCCUGACUUAAGCCGGGGCCCAGCUUAACAGGACUUGAUCUUUCUCCAUUCAGUUUCUUUUGAGCACACUCUUGCCUACCUUGAGAAGGAGGGUGAAAUAUGGAACUAUUUCAGACCAUGAAUGUGGCUGGGCAGAAGAACCUGAACCAACAGGACUUGGGUGGGUGUUGAGAGAUGGGAGUAGAACUAACUGUAGAUUCUAGGUUUUACGAUCAGUUAAGGGGAAUCAGGGAACAGGUGAGGAGAGAGUGUUGUUCUUGAUAAACUUUUAGAGCCCAUUGAGUAAACUAACAACAACAAUAACACGUGCAAUUUAAAUGCAGUUACUCAUAUUGUCUUUGGGUUACUGAAAUUUUAAGUUCGUGUCUGUUGUUUGGGGACCAUUCAUUUUUGAAGUUAUAAAUAUUUAGAAGCGUUCAUUCAUUCAUUUUGCACUGUGUUCACUCAUUUUGAAGAAAACAAAUAUAUUCUUUUUCUGAUGUUCUAUGAUGGGAGGGGUGGUUUUUUGGUUCAUUCAUUCAGCAGGGGCUGGUAUUCAGGCAGUAUGCACCAGUAUGGCCAUCACCAGUUGUGAACAUAUUAAACACUGCUGCACUGGUUGACAAUAGCUCUCACAAGCCUCUCCUUAAUCCAUCAACUAAAGGGUUGUGCCCAGCAUGGCAGGGGACCUGUGGUAGCAGGAUGCAGUAUUACAGUGUUACAGAUAUAUCUGUUCUGAUUCGUUGGCGCUCAUGCCAUGUUGUUGUAGUUAGGUGCUGUCAAAUAAGUUCUGACUCAUAGCGACCUCAUGUAUAAUAGAAUGAACAGUUGCCCAGUCCUGCACCAUCCUCACAAUUGUUGCUAUGUUUCAGUCCACCGUUGCGGCUACUGUGUCAAUCCAUCUCAUUGAGACCUUCCUCUUUUUUGCUGACCCUUUAUCAAUCAUGAUGUCCCUCUCCAGGGACUGGUCCCUCCUGAUAACAUGUCCAAAGUACGUGAGAUGAAGUCUCACCAUCCUCACUUCUAAGGAGCAUUCUGGCUGUACUUCUUCCAAGAUAACCCCAAGAUUUGUUCAUUCUUCUGGCAGUCCGUGGUGUAUCCGAUAUUCUUCACCAACACCAUAAUUCAAAGGCAUCAAUUCUUCUUUGGUCUUUCUUAUUCAUUGUCCAGCUUUCGCAUGCAUAUGAGACAAUUGAAAAUAUCAUGGCUUGGGUCAGGUGCACCUUAGUCAUCAAAGUGACAUCUUUGCUUUAGAGAGGUCUUUUGCAGCAGAUUUGCCCGAUGCAAUAUGUUGUUUGAUUUCUUGACUGCUGCUUCCGUGAGCUUUGAUUGUGGAUCCAAGUAAAAUGAAAUCCUUGAUAACUUCAAUGUUUUUCCCAUUUAUUAUGAUGUUACUUAUUGGUACAGUUGUGAAGAUUUUUGUUUUCUUUGUGUUGAGGUGUAAUCCAUACUAAAGGUCACAGUCUUUGAUGUGGUCAUGCCAUGUAGGUUGUUUAAUGUUUUGCACAUCACGUAGGGUGGCCACACUUACAAAUACGUAUGGAGACACUAAAUGCCCUGCUAGGCUGGAGGGUGUGUUAAUAGCGUAAACAACAUACAUGCAACCCCUGCCUGCAGAGAAGGCGCAAUCUGGUCUGGAUAAGAGAAGGUUAAACUAGUCAUUAGGGACCACUGGUGGCUCAGGGGUAGAAUUCUCAUUUUCCAUGCAGGGGACCCAGGUUUGAUUCCUGGCCAAGGCACCUCAUGCACAGCCACCACCUGUCUGUCAGCGGAGGCUUGUGCGUUGCUAUGAUGCUGAACAGGUCUCAGCACAGCUUCCAGACUAAGAUGGACUAGAAAGAAAGGCCUGGCAAUGUUCUUCUAAAAAUCAGCCAGUGAAAGCCCCAUGGAUCCCAAUGAUCCAAUCUGCAACUGAUCAUGGGGGUGGUGCUUUGUUCUCUGUGAGUUCUCUUGUGAGUCAGGGCUGACUUGAUAGCAGCUACCAACAGUAAACUAGUAAUGGCCACAAGAUGUGGGGAAUGUGUGAUGUGAAGUUCAAGGCACUAAGGGAGCACCUUGCAGGGCAGUCCACUGGUGGGGAAAACCUAGGAACAAAUGCCGCACAAGCCACUCGAAGCCUUACAGGAAAAGCAGGGCCUGGAAGAAGGAGCUCCAGAUAUUCAUCCUUGGUCUCGCAGGUGGUCAGCCUUGCUGCCUCUGAGCUCUGCUCAACCCCACCCCCUUCUGCAUUCUCCCUCCCCUCCCUCACCUUUGCAUUCCAGCAAGUUGUUGGAAAAGUCUUUUUUGAUAUAGAAGACUUAAUGGAGGCACUUGUGGUUCUGGACAGAGCCUGCAUCCAGGCAUCAGGAGAGCUGAGUACCAACUUUGACCUUACCACCAGAUAGCUGGGGGAGCUUGGGGAAGCCACAGUAGCACCCCUCUGAGCCUGAGUUUUCUCAGAUAUAAAAUGAGCCUUAUUUUGAGGAGAGAAUAAGGUAUUUAUUUCCUGUGGGUAGGGCUUUCCUUGCAGGGCCUCUUUUUGCUAUGCUAUGGAAAUCACCUGAGUUUGAGCUUAAUGGAAAGAGCACCCAUGCUGGCUUCCAGCAGACCUGGCCCUCAAUCCAUUUUGAUCUGGGUGACUUUGGUAAGGCAUUUAGUUUCUCCAAGUUUUGGUUUCCUCACGUGAAGGGUAGGAAUAAUAAUAAUAAGACACACUUAGUGGGGUAUUUCAAGAUUAGCUGGGAUGAUACAUGCCAAAGUGUAGGAGUGUGUUUGGCAUGUAAUAAGCCACCAAUAAGUUAUUUCUAUUGUUUUCGUAUGUGCCUGUUUACCUGUUUGCAUGUCUGUUCGUAAGUUCAUUGGGGGAAGGGUUUCUGUCUUUUCCUAUCACCACCGCCCCCAGCAUGUAGCUCAGUGUCUGACUCAAGCCUGCAAUAGAUAUAUGAUAAAUGGAUGUUUUGGGAUCUCUGAAGUCACGUAAAUACUAGCACCAUGGCUCCAUUUUAGUUGAAAUACUAUUUGUGGCUGUGUGUUUUCCUUUAAAUCCAAAUUGGAGAGAAGGAAGGUAAUUAAGGCAUAAUUAUGAAACUUAGUCAAGCACUUAUUUAUUGAGCUUGCCUGGUGCCCGGGUUCAUAUCUUUUGUUUCUCAUGUUUUAGUUUCGUUUCAGUGCCCUGGUGUGGGGGAAUUUGCCUGUGUCCCCUUGAAUGGAUGUUUUUCUUUAGAAGGCAGAGUUAAUAGGGAUUUCUUUUAGCUGUGUUUAUUUUUGUUUCUGACUCUGAAGUUCAGUGAAUUAUUCUUAUUCUUAGCCAUCCUUUUUUUUUUUUAAGUUUGCAGAGAUUUGUGCUUAAAACUGAAUAAACAGUCUCAGUUUUGUGUGUGCAUGUUAUAAGAAGUCUUGCUAGAAUGCAUAAACAAAAAAAAAAUCAUAAUCAUAAAUCCUGGUUACUAUGGUCGCCAGGACUUCAAAAGCCCAUUGUCCAUGUGUAUUUACAUUUUGUAUUUUUCGUGUUUGGGUUUCAUUAAACUCAUGAGUUUAAUAAUAAAGUUUUUGGACCUAUGCGUUCACUACCACUUUUCCCUUGUUUUAAGUAUUUUUUUCCCCUUUUGAAGUCUCAUUUUUUCAUACAAGGAUUUGAUGCUUUGGGCGGGGGGGGUCUGUUAAAAUAGUUGUAAAUAUACUUCUUAAAUAGAUGAAAUGUAAGAAAUUCCGAGAAGGAGUUUCUUUGACUUACUGGGGAAAAAAAUAAUAGGAAAGAUAAAAUGGGAGUGUUUGGUACAUUUGGUUCUCUUUCAUCAGCACUUUAUGGACCCGCAUUGCUGUGUUUCUGUAAUAUUGUGUAUAAAACACAGUUUAAGUGAUCAUGCAAGCUUCAGUCUUGGAAAAUAAAAAGAUAUGAACUUGAACCCUAGCUUCUCUGUGAAGAGAAUUACAGUGUGUUUUAGCCUUGGGUUCAUUCCAGUUAAAUUUACGAUAUUUCCCCCUAACAAUAACAACAACCAAAAGUACCCCUUUAAGUUGAUAUGUUUGUUAAACUUUAUAUGUAUGCAUGCAUGUAAAUGUACUUCUCUGUAUAUAUAAUGUACAUUCACAUAUUCUUAUGUUAGAUAUUUUGGGAAUUUCCUUUCUGCUUUCAAAUCAUUGCACAGAAUAUCUGAGUAGACAUCAUGUCAAAAUAAUCAAAAUGUAUUUAACGCUCUCAAAAAAUCCAUUUAAGAAUAAGAACAUGGUUUGGGAUUAUUUUCAGAUCAUAAAUUGGAGUGUAAAUAUUCAAAUUAUUUUCAUAAACUAUUCAGUUCAGUUGGGCUUUUAUGUUAUCAUACAGUGAUUUUUUUGUAUUUAAGUUUUCUAGCAGUUCUCUUUUUUAAGAGCCUCAAGUGUCCCAUAAAAAGCAAAUACUUGAAUUUUCAGUUUCUAGGUACUGCAUAUUUUUCCUUCUGCUUGCCUUAUUUUUAUAACAGUGAUUUAUAAAGACAUUACUAAAGAAAAGGAAAGAAGGAUUUUGAAGAGGAACUGCUAUAUAACACUGCUUAAAAAUCUUUUUCCAAUGCUAAGGAGAGAAAAAAAAAUCCUGGCGUCAUAUCAGAGUGUGAUCUGGGAUCUAAGUAUGAUGGUCAUACUUUGAGUCAUUAUCUUCCAAAAAUAUUUAUUGCGCCUAGUGGAGAAGGAAGGCAGGAUAAGAUUGCCAGGCCCUGUUUCCAUUUCCACUGUGGGGAGUGGUGAGGGGGAAACAAAAAGGCCAGUCUUGACUGCUUGCAGAGCAGCCAACCCAUAGAAGCGCCAUCUUAAGAAGACAGCUUUGAUAAGAAAAUGAAAGAAUGAAGUUCCAGGGGGUCGUCUAAAAUGACCAGAAUCUGAUCUCAGGCAAUGCAGUAAACCCGAGGCCAGCAGGGAUUCAGGAAAUGCUAUUGUGUAAGAACCCUUGCUUGUCCACCAAUAUCUAUUCCAUCCUCCUUUCUUAGUAAUGGCCUUUUCCACUGGGCACAUGGUGGCUUAGAAUAAAGCUUCCAUGUCCUAAUUCCUUUGCAAGUCUCUCUGACCAAGCACCCAAGUUGCAUGAGGGCUGGCAUGGGAACAAUGCUGUGAGUGGAGACGGAAGCAAAUACAGCCUGUGUCCCUAAAAUCAUGCCAUGCCACAGAUUGAUUAUGCCAUUUUUUUUACAUGAACUUCUCUCUGGUAGAAGGCACUAUUGUUUGCGUUUUCUAUUAAUUACAGUCAAACCUACAGCUAUUGAAUACAUUUAUCAAGGACAAAUGGCAGAAUGUAAGAGUGAGUGAGUCAAGUGAAGAGGAAUGAACAAUUAAAAAGUCCUAGGAAGGUUCUAUAGUGCCACUGAGGCAUUCAUCCCACACGUAUUUGUUUUGCAUACCCUACUCUAGGUUGGUCACUGUUCUAGGCACCUAGGUGACAAAGAUAAGCAAAACAGUAACAUACCACAAAAAUACCACAAAGUAGGUGGCUUUAAUGAGCAUAAAUUUACUUUCUCACAGUUCUGGCCACUUGAAGUGUGAAUCCAGGGUGUCGGUAGGGUCAUGCUCUCUCUGAAGACUUGCAGUGAAAAUCCUUCUUUAUCCCUUUCAGCUCCUGGUAGUCUUGGGCGUUCCUUGGCCUUCUUUAGCUUAUAGACAGAUCCUCACAUGAUGUCUUCCCCAGUGUGUGACUACCGCCAUGUCUUCCUCCCCUUUUAUAAGACACCACUCAGAAGCGAUUAGGACCCACCCUACUCUGUAUGACCUCAUUAACUUAACUGACAACAGCUAUAAAGAAAAACCCUAUUUCCCCAAACAAGGUCACAUUCCCAGGUACAGGGGAUAGACUUCAACAUAUCUUGUUGGGACACACAAUUCAAUCCAUACCAGACGGUAGCCCUUUUCUAAACUGCUCAUAAGGUUCUGUAUCAAUCUCCUUACAAGGUCACUAGUGUCCAGGUGUAUCCAACAAGCAGACAAAUUUUCCUUAAACUGACCAAGCAGUGACCUAGGGCAGCCCUUGAGAUGCCCAGGUGCCUGCAGGCCUUUUUUCCACACCAACAUUUCUCCUCUUACAGACACAGCCUAUGUCCGGAUAAGAACAUGCUGUGUAAGACAGUUCCUCUUGACUUCACCCCUCAAAAUGUGCAAACCGACAACCGCAGAUAGAUCCCAGAUGCCAUUUCCCUGCUCUCAAACCUUGAAGUGGGCCUGCCAGCCAGCACACCUGCCAAGGAAAAUUCUGUCCUCGAAAUGUUCCUGGCACAGCUUCCAAGAGGUGCCGACCAAGGGCUGGAAUCGCUGACCUCCCCGAAAGAGAAGCCUGCAGCUGCGGCCUCUGGGGUGAAUUCUCCUGAUGGGAGGGUCCCAUGGAAUUAAAACAGACUGAGUCCACAUCACACAGAGAGCUGGCCCAUCACUUAAAGCCAGGGAAGUGGUGGUUUCGAGGAGGGAGCUUCCCAGAAGGCUGGUGACUCAGGCUGGUCCCAGACCCCUCUUGAAAGACCAAACAGACAAAAUGAGGAGCCAAGAGGCCUUUGGUGAUCAUCCGAUCCAGCCCCCUUGUCCACAAAUGAGGACCCAGAGUUUCAAAAAACAGAUACGAGUUACAGGAAGUCACCCAGCAGAACAUGGGAAGGUGGAACCCUGUCCCCUCCCUCUGAGUGAACCAUUACUGUCCAAACAGCAGAUCACUUCCCACCCAAACCUGGAAGAACUAUGGCAAGGAGACUCCUCCACAGCCUCUGAUAAGACUUUUUACAGGAUGUAAACCUGGGUUGUGGGUGGGGGACAGGCUUGGGAGUUGCAUUAGUUUCCUAGAGCUGCUAUAACAAAGUUCCAUAAACUGGAUGGCAACAGAAACUUAUUCUUCCCUGGUUCUAGAGGCUGGAAUCCAAUUUCAAGGUGUCAGCAGGGCCUGCUCUCUGAAGUCUGUAUGGGAAGACCCUUGCUUGUUGCUUUUGCUUUCUGGUGGAAGCCCAGGCAUUCUUUGGCUUGAGGCAACAUAGCUCCAUUCUCUCCCUCCAUCUCCACCUGGUCUUUUUCUUCCCGUGUGCCUGUGUGUGUGUCUCUUUGCCCCUUCUGCUAAGGACACUAGCCAUAUUGGAUUAAGGCCCAUCCUAGUCCAGUAUUACCUCAUGCUAACUAAUUACAUCUGCAGAGAUCUUGUUUCUAAAUAAGGCCACAUUCAUAGGUAUUGGAGGUUAGGACUUCAACAUAUCUUUUUGAAGGACAGAAUUCAACCUACACUAGGAGUCAAGGAUAUCCUUUGCUCCCCCCUGAGUACCUUGUUGCAUAUGGUACUAUUAUUACCAUUUUUUAAAGGUGAGAUGUUGGCAUAGUGGUUAUCAAGACAAAGGUGGUAGGAUAGGUUAGUUAGGAUAGGUCAGUGUGAACUGCUCCUUUGAAACAUAACUGGUCAGAUGACAAGACCAGUGGAGAAAGUGAGUAGAAGGUGGCAUCUGUUUUUUCCUGCUCACUGCCCCUGCAAACAUAAUGCAAGUCUUGCAAAUGUGGGGUCAAUGCCAGAACCUAGAAUUUAGAUGGCAGUGGAGUCACAGCAGGUUUUUUAAUAGGAUGGAAAGGUGAUUACAUCUGGGCUUCUGGACAAUUUAACUGCAGGUGUAUAUAGGAUAGAUGUCAAGGAAGAAGAAACUAGAGCAGAGAAACAAGUUAGGAGGUUAUGAUAAUUUUUAAGUUGAGGCAUAAUGACAUUCUAAACAUAAUUGAUGUAAUGGGUUUGGAAAGGAAGGAAUGGAUUGAGAAUGGAUAGAGACAAUAAUUUGGGAGGAUAGCUGAUUGGAUGUCAGUGGUGAGGAAGGAGGUAAUGAUGACUUUUUGCUUGGGAACCAAUAGAAUGGUGGUCCAUGGAUAGAAACAUGAAAGGCAAGGUUAGUAGCAGAAUUAGGGGAAGCUGGUUGGUUGGUCGCUAUGAGUUGGAAUCGACUCAACAGCAGUGGGUUUUUUUUUUUUUUUUGGGUGGGUGGUUGAUUAAUGGUUGACUUUUGAUAUUUGCAGUGUGUGCCCUCCUUAACCUUUGACCCGGGUCCGAAAUCCCUGGAGAGUGCUCCAGGUAGGUGAAUAUAAUAAUGGUUCAGCCCAAGCAAGUUUUCCCAGGGCUUAUCCCGAAUGGUUCUGAAUCUUGCGAAGACCCCCAAACCAACCCCAAUUUUGCAGGAUCUCCCCCAGAAUAAAUAAGGCUUUUUUACUAUCUAGAUCGAAUUCUUCUGUAGACUUACCUACCAAAGAAUAAAUGAUGACCGCGUGACUGAGUGCUAACAAGCAAUUGAAGCAACCCAUUAAAACUCACUCUAGCCUUGUAUUUUAAUUUGCUUUCUGAGUAAGACUUUCAGAACUUCAGAACUUCUCCAGUUCCUGGCUGGUCUACUGUGGGCAAAGUCCACAGGCUGUGUGGGUUUUGGAACAUGUCUCAGUUGUACUUUUUCCUCUUGGUUUGGAAACCAGCUCACUCUAGGCAAAGAGAGAUUUCUGACAAGAGCUCGGCAAUUAUAGUUGCCAGCAAAUGGCUCCAGUAGAUCAACCACGAGUUAAGUAAGAAAAAGUAAGUGCUACUGUUUGAGGUAUGUCUAGAGUAUGGUUUUAAUCCAUCACUCUCAGGUUCAUAUAAAAUUCCAGGCCUCUAUGACUCUUUUACUUGAAGUAUUACAGGGUGCUGCAUGUUAAGUGGAAGCCAAGGGAAGCAAGGAGCUUUGCUCACAGUUAAAUCUUGUUUAAGGAUGCUUUUUAAAGCAUAUUAAUCCAUUAAUAAUCCAUUUGGAUAUUGGAAUAUGGUCAUAUAUUGUUUACUACAAUAUGUACUAAACUCGUUCCUAGAAAACUAAGUGGAAAUGUAGUGUUAGACUACAGGAAUUUUAAAACAGCCUCUCAAUAAUUCUUCGCACCAGUCAUCCCCAUUGCUAGAUUUAAAAAAUUCUUGGUGUAUCAAAUUUCCCUUAAAAGGGGCAUACCUGUAAGUUUUUUUUUUUUUUUGUGAGAGGAGGCGCUUGUAAUUUUGAUAGCAUUUCAAACUUACCAAAAAGUUAAGAGUAGUACAAACAACUCCCAUGUACCUUUUACCCUGAUUCACCAAUACACCUGUGUUUUAAUUACGCUAUGUUAGAUAUAAGUGUAAGGAUUCCACAUUAACAAAAUGAUCCUUUCUCUUUGAGUAUGUUCUAUUGUUAUGUAAAUGAACAGAGGUGCUAGACAUAUGUUUAUUGAGCUUUUUUAAUGUGCCAAGCUCUGUGUUAAGGAUCUUCUUGUUCUUUAUAUUAUUCAAUCCUCCUUUGAGGUAUUGUUGUCUUCAUUGCCCUAGGAGAGACGAGGUGACAUUCCCAAGGCUGCACUUCACACUCUGACCUUGUGAUGCCAAAUGUUAUGUCCCUUAACUGUCUCCAUCUGAUAUCCUAUGUCUGGACCCUACAGGGAAGACAGCAGAUUGCUGUUUGGCAAGUCAUUGUUGUUAGUUGCUGUCCAGUAGAUUCUGACUCAUGGCUACCCCAUGUGUGCAGAGUAGAACUGCUACACAGGGUUUUCAAGGCUGUGAUCUUUCAGAAGCAAAUCACCAGGCCUUACUUCUGAGGGGCCUCUGGGUGGAUUUGAACUGCCAACCUUUCAGCUAGUAGUUGGGCGCUUAACCGUUUGUGCCACUCUUUUGAGCGGAGAGUGAAAAUAUAUUCCCACACAUUUGGAAAGUAAGCUACAGGCAAGAUGGAGUGGGGCAGGAAGCAACUCUGCCUCACCAGACCAGUGUAUGCGUCCAGUCCUUCACAGGCAUGCCACCAAUCUUGAAUCAGUGUAUUCCAAUGAAGAUAUUCAUUGGGAUGGGAAUAUUUAUCAGGCAUAAAGAUCGGCCAAGGUCAUGAACACGGCAUCUUUGCCUGUUGGACACUGACUUGGGUGCUGGACUUUAAAGAUGAAUGAGAAGCAGCACCUUGAAAGGCCUGUGACUGCUGAGCAUGUCUGCAGUGUGUUUCUGCUGGGGGAUGAUGUACAAUAGUGUGCAAUUGCUGCGACCGAGUUUUAGACUCUCCUUCUUGUGGCUUACUUUUGACUCUUGAUACUUCUUUGGCAUCAGCUUGCCAGUGGUGUUUAUCCUUUGAAGGUGGACUUAUUAUUAUAUUUUUUAAUGGCCAGAAGUCAUUUCAAGUCUAGUCUAAUGAAUAAAAUGGGGAUUUUUUUUUUUUUUCAGUCAAACAAGCAAACAAACAGGGUUUACUCUCCUAUGUGGCUUCUGAAAUGGCUCAGAAUGCAAUUAUCAAAAAGAAGUUCCUUGAAACACAAAGGCCUUUGGAUUUGGAGGCAGGUGCAUCCACUGGGAGGAUCUGGAUUUCUGGGUGACUGAGCCCUUUCAAUGGCAUCCUUCAAUUCCCCAAAUCCUCUCCUCCCUUUCAGCCCCUUUCUCUUCCCCGGACCUUCAUCUAGGUGAUAUGGCCUGAGGGUAUGGGUGCCAAUUUUGAUAUUUGCACAUGCCUUUGCUAACAUUCAUUGAAUCUUAUUGGAAAGACCCAAGGUUAUCCUGUUUAGCUGCUUCAGCCUUCCCAGGAUAUUCAUGGUUACACCAUGGAAUCUAUAUAACAAGAAAAUGGAAAUCUUUUUAUAUUUAAAAAAAAAAAAAAUCACAGGUCUGAAGCUUUUAAAAAUAAACAUGGCUUCCAUCCCAUUACACAAAAAUGCAUUUGAGGUGGUCGUCAUUUUAUUUGGGCCAUGGUCUUCUGAGACUUGGGACAAUAACAUAUUUUUUUCUGUCUUAUGUGAAUGUAUGCAGAUUCUUAAAGCAUGCAUGCAUGUAUUACACACUUUAUAAAUUUGAGUAAUAGAAAUGUUUGUGUGUAUAAAAAGAUAGAAUAAGGAGUAUACAUUUUGUAUAAAAUAACCUCUAUGGUAUUUGUUUACCCUGAUUUUUUGAUUUAUGAGUCGUCAUUGCUCACUAUAGAAAAAGAAAAAUAAAUAUGCAAAACACUGGUAGACUUUUAAUGGGUUUACUUCCUAUCCUAGCUCAGUGUUUCUCCACUGAAGCUGACCUUGAAAUUGCUUUUUAAAUACAAGUCAAAAUAUGCAAAUUCCAGAGUAUCGGGAUGAGUAUCCUGUUAGUUUUUUUUCAAAUUCACAUUUUUACAUCAUUUCCAUCUUACACCUGGUGCUUUCUCUGCUUGUUAAUCCAUUUGCAUCUGUGUGGUGGGUAUGCGGCUUUUCUCAAAUGCACCAAUCCCCAAUGAAGUGAAAUGUUCCUUUAUUUUUUAAUUUACCUUUUUUGUUUGUUUGUUUUUAAUGAGAGGGAAGCAUCUCUUGCCUGUUGCUAGGUGCCCUAGAGUCGAUUUCCACUCAGAGUGACCCCAUGUGUACAGAGUAUAACUGCCCCAUAAGGUUUCCUAGGCUGUAAUCUUUACAGGUGCAAAUUGCUAGGUCUUUUCUCCCGCAGAGCCACUGGGUGGGUUUGAAUGACCAACCUUUUGGUCAGCAGCUGAGUGCUUAACUGUUGUGCCACCAAACCCACUAAAAACCAAACCCACUGCUGUUGAGUCAACUCCAACUGAUAGCUACGCUAUAGGACAGAGUAGAACUGUCUCAUAGGGUUUCCAAAGAACAAUUGUUGGGUUCGAACUGCCAACCAUUUGGUUAGCAGCCUGAGCUCUUAACCACUGUGCCACCAGGGCUCCUUAUGUAUUUAUUUUGGUUGUGCCAUCAGGGCACGUUGCCUGCCUGCCUAGUAGGUUUAAUAUCUUCCCUUGAGUCUCCAUGACACCCAGGUGUUGUCCUUCUCAUUGUUCCUUUAUCCUGGAUCUCAGGUCUGUCUUGAGAAGGAGUUGAUUAAAGUCUAAGUGACAUCAGCCAAGCACUUUGUAGUCACUCCUCAUACCCACUCUGCUGCCCACUUCAUUGGAUUCCAAGGAAGUUUCCUCCAUCCUUCACUUAUAUUUCACAAGAGUCUUCUGGAACCUGUGUGGUGUGAAUUUGUAUAUAUCAUUUCCCCCUUGUUAUGACCAGAAAGACUCGCAACCAUGAAUUUCACUGAAGUUUAUGAUUGGUCCCUGACUGCCUCCACCAUCACAUUUGGCACAGAAUUCUCUUCUGGAAGCAUUCUUGCAGUUAGAUAAACAAGCAGAUAUACUGAACGGGUGCAUGAAUGAUUAGAAAAUAUCCCAGUUCCAGAGGAUAAAUCUAUCACGUGGGUGGAGAGGGUAUGCAGGCAAAACAUUUGGUUCUGCGGUCAUUUGGAGGAUUGGGCCCGGGCUAUAAUUAAUGCCACUAGCAGUAAAAGGACAUUAGGGAUGUCGUGCAUGUUGAUUAUUUCUUCAUUUUGUUUAUCCAAGUUUCUCCGCCUUGGAAGCUCUGUGGCCAUUGCCAAAGAAAGCCCUGGAGACAGAGUGUUAGACGCUUCUCCCUUGUAAGUGCAUCAUUACCUCGCUCCAAACAAAGUCCCUUUUUUUUUUUUUUGUCAAUAGAGGAUGAAAACAUUAUUGGAUUCAGGAGUUCAUAGUAGUCCUGUAUGCAGCUGGGGACGAGGGGGAUAGAUUUAUGAAAUGGACCAUUUCAAAUGGCAUUAUCUUCCCACAGUGAGGUACACCUUUCAUAAAUCAUGGGAGAGUGCUUGGAAAAGAGAGCGUUUGUUAUCCCUGCAGUACGUUGUGUUUGCAUCCCCUGUAAACGGAGAAAGAAGAAAUUCUCUGAUUCCCUUUCCUGGGUUGAACAGUCAAUUCAUCGCCUUACAGUCAAAUUAUUAAAAAGAAGAAGAAGAAAGAGAAAUGUAAUAAAUUUACUUCAGAUAAGUCAAGGAUUGUCCUCUGACUGUUUCAAUCACGGUAAAUUUUUUUUUUGCCUUCUUAUUCAGGACAUAAUUUAAUUAGGGUAUUAAUUAAGUUCCUUGGUUUUGUUUUUCACUGAAAAUGUUAUGCCGUAUUUGGUCGGAUAACAUCCAUGAAUGUAACCCAGCCACAAAAGCAGGUGGAAGGGGCUAUCGACUGAGCUUGUCUUUCCCUCUCUCUGCCUUUCCUCCAUCUAGAGGUUGAUGGAUAAACUUUAGUGCAUCUAGUGGUGGAGUUUCUAACAUGGAGACUUCCUACUUUUCUUGUAGCCUGGAUGUAAUUUGCAUAGAGAAGCAAGGUGGAUUCUUUUUUGUGUGUCCCUGACAUAUUUAACCUACUUGCUAACAGUCAAUUUACCAUAAAGUUUUAUUAGGCUUCUUAGAUAAUUUUUGUUCUUUCCAACAACUACGAGCCCUUCUAGGAGAAUUAUCCAUCAGUGGUAAUCAGUUGUGUCAUGUUGAUUCUGAUUCAUGACAACUUCAUUUGUGUCAGAGCAGAACUAUGCUCCAGAGGGUUUUCAAGGGCUGAUUUUUCAGAAGUAGAUCACCAGGCCUUUCUUCCAAGGUGCCUCUGGGUUAACUGAAACCUCCAACCUUUCAGUUAGCAGCCAAGCACGUUAACCAUUUGCACCACCCAGGGACCUCUUCAGAGCAGUCUAACGCUUGCUAAUCCUGAAACAUCACCAUUGGAUCAACUCUGGAAAACAAACAGAAUGGCCCCAUUCUGCAUUGCUCUAUCAAUGCCUUGGACUAAGCUGGAAAAAUCAGGAAUGCAUGUGGGACACCUGACUACAAACAGGGUAUAAUAUUGUAGGGAUGGAACCAGCAAUUAAAGGCAGCAGCUGCAAAGACUUUCAUGCUUCCUGUAGCUCAUUUCAGAUUCCACCACUUAAUAGGAAACCCUUUUUGACCACAAUAACUACUUGGUGGACUAAAUCUCUUUCUAACAGCCUGAAAGAGUUAACAUAGCUUUUGAAAUGUGGCAUGUGCCCCUUGAGAUGCUAUGAGCCAUGAGGAAGCCAGCAUCCCUGCUAUCUUAGACCUCUGUUGCUGAUAUCCACAGUCCUUUCAAAGGCCUGAUUUUCCACUGUAAAGGGCUCUGUUUCCAGGUCCUUGGCUAGAUAUUUUAAAAGCUCAUCAAGAGAAGGAAGUUUGAGGGUGUGGGAGGAAAGCAACAAUAACUAGGAACAUACUGAUUUCUGAGAAUUCCUCCUGAGUUUCUGUUCACGGUGGUAGUGUCAGCCUGUGAUGAGAUUGUUGUUGAAUUUAAAUUAUUUUUGUCUUUCAAGACUCAGCACAAAGCAUUCCUUCCUCUGGGAAGUCUUUUCUGUCCUUCCUCCCAGGUAGAGUUGAUCCUCAUAAUUGGGACUGUCCUCUGCUUUAUCAGCUUCUACUUUUUUCAGCCUCUAUCACCUUGAAAACAGUUAUGGCUCCUUGUCUGUUUCAUCUACUAGAUUGUGAACCUACUGAAGCCAGGAACUCUCGUCUUCAAGGUGUUAAAGAAACGUUUGUUGCAGCAAUGAAUUGAAUCAAAUUAUAAUCAAGUAUUGGCAAAUGUUGUGUUAUAUAUAUAUAUAUUGACAACAAUAAAAAAUUAUAAUAAAAGCAAAUUAUAAACAGAUGAUGGGAGCAAAGAGCACAAUAAUAUUAAGCCUAGAACGUCUUUUACAGAAGUCGAUGGUCAAGAGGAGUUAUCACCUGUAUUUGAUUUGGCUCACCGAAGACAAAUCAAGUUGUACUCUUGAAUCUUAAAAACAUCCACUGUAAGCGCUUUGAAUUCAAUUUGGAACCAGUGGUGGGUCACUAACUGAGUGGCUUGUGGAGAGUUUCUAACAUAUGGGGAUUGCAAGUCGCAAUAUCCAGGGCUUGGAACAUCCUGGGACUACACUGAUGUUCGGAAAACUGGCCCUUGACUCCUAUAAAUGAGUGAGGAGGCCCUGCAAGGGCAUAGUGGGACGAGAACUUGACAUUCCCAUGUAACCAUUUUCCCAGAUAGCUGGAGGAGGUCCAGAAAACAGCAGGGAGGUUCUGAUCAAAAAGCUUUGCCUAAAUAUCUAGAACAAGUAAAAAAAACAAAUAAUAAUAGCAGUGAUUCCUCUUUCACUUUCCAUGGAAUAGCAGGUAGCCCCAGUGUUGAAAGGGUGACAUUGAGAAAUGGACAUCUUUUGAAACAAUGAACAAUUUGAAUUGGGCAAUUUGAAUCUGCACCAUUUGGUUUCAUGUUCCUAAGUGAGGAGGCUAUUUGUCCAUAUACGGUGGUGAAAUUCACCCUUUGUUUAAUGUAUCUGAGGUUUCCCAUUCAAAAAGAAUCCAACUCGGGUUUGAAAUUCUCUACCCUCACCCAAAUUUUUUUUUUAAUGGCUAUUUUUUUCUCUCUUUUGGUGACAUCAUUACUCCUUAUAUACCCUGCCACUGCUCCCAAAAUUUUUUUAGGCUUAGCAUUUCACCCCUUUCUUGUUUGUUUUCUGUGCUUGAUCUAACUUCUUGUUUUAUUUCUAUAAGGUGGGGUUUUUAAAGUUGGUAUUUUUGACCCUCCUGAUAUGCCCCCAACAUCUCAACAUACCUUUGAUUUGGUUCUUUCAUGGUUUCCCAAAAUUCUGAAAAUUCUUUUUCUUUAGGGCCCAUUUUCUACGUAUGUUAUGUGCUUGGUAGACAGAAGGCUGCUUUAAUUAAUACGGGUUUGCGGGCAGGGCUUUAUCUCACAGUCACUAGACAUAAGGACCAGUCCUGGCUCUGACCUUGACUUUCUCUGGGACCUUGAACCCAUCACUUCAUCUUACCAUAGACCAGUUUUCUCAUCUGUCUUUGCAAACUAGUUAAUACCUAUCCUACCUUCCUCACAGGCUUGUCGGGCAACUCAAAAGAGCUACUAAAUUUCAUAGCACAUUUAAAGUAAGCUGUGCUCUAGAAACAUAAGGCAAUCUAUUCGACUCUCUUAAAUUUCUUUUUCCACUUCUUAAGAACAUGAGACAGCUCAGCCUAUUUUCUCUUUCUGAAUUUGAAGAAAGAGUCGGAGAGUUCCUAGUAUGAAAAAAAUGGCCCAAGUACUCCCUGCGCUUGUUUACACAAUGAAGGAAUUUCCGUGUUCAGCCCAGGAGAGGUAGUUUCCCCUUCUCUCUUCGUCCCUGGGCAAUGGAGAAAUAGAAUGGUUACACGUCUCCACCUCACAGGCAUGCUACCGGCCUGAGAAUCGGUUGCUCCCUUUAUUUAUCAGAUUGUCGAUGCAGGUCAGUAGCAGCUAAAGAACUUGGCAGUGGGCCCCAGGAGGAACCCUACAACAAAGCCAAAUUCUGACGUGAAAAUAGCAGUGGCAAGAUGGGGUCGCACAGUGACCUUCUUUAAGUUAGUAGGAUGGUUGUCCUUCCUGGAAGAUCCCAGGGAAAUACAGUUUUAGGAAUCUAUGCCACAUGAAUUAAAUGUGGAUUAUAGAGAGGGAAUUUCCCCCUCUCAGUCCUAUCAUUGCCUCUAUAAAGGAAUAAGUUAAAAAAGAACAAUUCUUUAAAAAUUAUCCUACUACCAAUAAAUCCCUGUGAAUAAAAAGAAGGGAGAGGGGAAGAAGGCGCAUUAGUCUUCCAUUAAAAAUAGAUCAAAAAAGUACCCAAAAGAAAAAAGCCCACAACAAUGAAAUAAAUUAGGCUAAUACAACUAGAGGCCUGCAAAUGAGUUUGCUAAAUGUUAUAUUUUCUCAAGCCACUUAGAUUUUUAACUUCCUGUUUCUGCCUGAAGUAAUAAAGGCAGGAACACUGUUAUUAGCUUCAAACACCGUUUUUUUUUGCCCCUAGCUGCAUUUGUUAUUUUUUUUCUUUCCCCCCUCAGCUGUAUCCCUGCAUUUAUUACAGCACAGGUGCAUCUUGCUAGCUGAAUGUUAACGGAGAUGAAAGGAGCGAGGAAAUGCUCUCUUUUCCUGCUUGCAGGAGCUGGGUGGCAAAUCCACUGAA
Loxodonta africana (African savanna elephant) is the source of this 24901-nucleotide messenger RNA. RefSeq names its product WW domain containing oxidoreductase (gene WWOX). Gene Ontology annotation, cellular component: nucleus; cytoplasm. The transcript is spliced from 9 exons. Gene Ontology annotation, molecular function: protein binding; transcription coactivator activity. Bases 3 to 1226 code for a protein of 407 amino acids. The record is from RefSeq and is a predicted model, not a curated record. Lineage: Eukaryota; Metazoa; Chordata; Mammalia; Proboscidea; Elephantidae. Gene Ontology annotation, biological process: positive regulation of transcription by RNA polymerase II; hippo signaling.